AUGCGCCGCGCUCCUUCUCCUUCUUCUCGAUGGCAGUCCGCACGUGCUUGUCGACGGGUCGGCGGCGUGGUCGAGGGGAAGGUCGCCGGCGGCCGCAACUCUGCCGCCGUCGCUCCGCCGGCUCUGACCGAGUAUCGGGCGUUGAGGGCGGCGGCGCAUAGCGGGUCUGGCGCAUCCAUCGCCACGAGCCUCGCAACCGCGGUCGUGGCACACCUGGCGGCGGCUCUCGGGGCCGUCUCUACGGCGCUCGACGCCGUGGCGGCGGCGCAAAGCGGGUCUGGCGCAUCCAUCGCCACGAGCCUCGCGGCCGCGGUCGUGGCACACCUGGUGGCGGCUCUCGAGGCCGUCUCUACGGCGCUCGACACCGUGUGA
Messenger RNA from Emiliania huxleyi CCMP1516, 372 nucleotides. RefSeq lists its product as hypothetical. The coding region runs from base 1 to 372 and encodes 123 amino acids. The transcript has 2 exons. Lineage: Eukaryota; Haptophyta; Isochrysidales; Noelaerhabdaceae. The record is from RefSeq and is a predicted model, not a curated record.